Molecule: messenger RNA, 2406 nt
Organism: Selaginella moellendorffii
Lineage: Eukaryota; Viridiplantae; Streptophyta; Lycopodiopsida; Selaginellales; Selaginellaceae
Product: DUF21 domain-containing protein At1g55930, chloroplastic
Exons: 14
Coding region: 108-2381 (757 amino acids)
Molecular function (GO): flavin adenine dinucleotide binding
Source: RefSeq, a predicted model, not a curated record
AUGCGCUUGUGCUCGCGGGCGAUGGGAGCUUCGAUUCGUCGAGGAUGAGCUCUCUGGAUCGCUCGUGGUGAGAUUUUGCCGCAUAUUUUGCCAGCGCCAGGGACGGGAUGUGUGCAUCUGGUGGUGUUCUUCCCACAGCGACGCUCUCUUGCAGCAGGACUUACGCGCUCUUGCCGGCGAGGAGAACUGCCCGGCCGGGUCUGCGCCAUGCGAAGCUGCUCGUCGCGGAGCUGCGAAGCCGUGAGUGCUGCCAUAGCCAUCGUGGGCGCGGAGGGUUACAGGCAACAGCUUGUUCUUCGUCUGCCGAUCCAGGGACAGGGAUUCCCAAUCGUUCUCAGCCGCUGCCUCUAGAGAGGGACGUCCAGAUUGACCAGCUCCAGGCGUGGUUUUGUCACGGUAGAACUUUCCUGCUAUGCAGCGGGAUCUUGUGGAUGGUAUGGAACGGCAAGGCGAGUCCAGCUUAUGGAGCAGUCGCGGCGGUGGAUCUGGCAGGAAAAUCGAGAGCUCUUCUACAGGGUGCCUGGCCCAAGAUCUUGCAAGUUUUGGGCGUGCUCAAGGAACAAGGACUUUUGCUAUCGGUUCUCCUCGGACUGUCGGCGUUCUUCUCCAUGUCCGAGACGGCGAUCACGACGCUGUGGCCCUGGAAGGUCAGGGAAUUGGCUGAGAAGGAGAGUGAGGGAGGCGUGUUCCAGCUGCUGCGCCAGGACGUGACGCGGUUCCUCACGACCAUUUUGAUUGGCACUACAAUCGCAAACAUCGCUGCGACGGCCCUCGUGACUGAUGCUGCCACGGCUCUUUUCGGUGAAGCCGGAGUCACUGCAGCCACUGGAGUUAUGACGGUGGUUGUGCUACUACUUACGGAGAUUGCUCCAAAGAGUAUAGCGGUGCAUAAUGCCACUGAAGUCGCCCGUUUUGUAGUCCGUCCUGUGGCAUGGUUGUCAGUGGUUCUGUAUCCAGUGGGACGGAUAGUCACCAUUCUUUCCACAGCGAUGCUGAAAUUUUUUGGCCUCAAAAGCAGUGGCGAGCCGUUUGUUACAGAGGAAGAGCUUAAACUUAUGCUGCGAGGGGCAGAGUUGAGCGGUGCUAUUGAAGAGGAAGAACAGGAUAUGAUAGAAAAUGUCUUGGACAUUAAAGAUACAUACGUUCGGGAGGUAAUGACUCCCUUAGUCGACGUUGUGGCCAUUGACGGGGGUGCGACUUUGAUGGAAUUCCGAAAUUUCUGGGUGAAGCACCAGUACUCAAGGGUUCCCGUGUUUGAACGUCGUGUUGAUAACAUUGUAGGAAUAGCUUAUGCUAUGGAUAUGCUUGACUAUGUAGAGCAGUCGGAGCUGUUGCAGAAAAUCACGGUGGCAAGGGUUGCUCAUAGGCCAGCUUAUUUUGUUCCCGAUUCGAUGUCCGUAUGGAAUUUGCUGAGAGAAUUUCGUAUUAGAAAAGUACAUAUGGCUAUUGUGCUGAACGAGUAUGGUGGCACCGUUGGGAUUGUAACACUGGAAGAUGUUGUUGAGGAGAUUGUUGGAGAAAUUUUUGACGAAAACGAUUCCAAGGAAGAGAUACGACGAAAGACGGGCUAUGUAGUCCAAAGAGCUGAAGGUGUAUUUGAUGUUGAUGCUAAUACAUCAAUCGAGGAUCUGUCCGAGGCUUUGCAAGUGAAAUUCCCGGAGGAGCACCACUAUGAAACCGUCUCUGGAUUCGUCUGUGAAGCAUUCGGCUACAUUCCACGAACAGGAGAGAGCAUUAAAGUGGUUCUAGGAAAGCAAGACCCGGAAGAAAACCAAGAGGGGGAAACAGAAAACCAAGAAGAAAAAAAAGAAAAGUUUCAAACUUACAAACUCGAGAUUUUAGCUGGCAACGCUAGGAAAGUUGGUGCGACGCGCUUUGAGGUGCUGGAUUCAUCAAAGUCCAACGAAGACGUAGCUCGUCCGCUGCCUCGUUUCGUGAGGCGUGCCUGGGAGGAGCAGUGCGAGGCGAAUGACUCGGACAAGGUUGCCAUAAUCUGGGACGGCAAGACGGUUCCUUGCGCCAAGGGAGACAACGAGCUUUGCAGCACCGAGGACUCGGAAUCGGAGGAGAACGGGACCAACAACGCGAUCGAGGUGGUUUCCUCGGACGUGAUCGAGGCCGUGGAAUGGACAGUGACGAGCAGAGAUGGCGAGAACGAGAACGAGACUGAUAUCGAGGAACUGGAGCCUUCAAACGCGAUGGAGAGAUAUAUCGAUCGAAGGCGGCAGAGACGAAGGAAGCAAGCGCUGGAAGCCACUGCCGAGCUCACCAGGCAGAGAAAGCUCGAGAUCCAGCGAAAAAAAGAGGCCGAGAGAACGAUGCUAAGCUCGAGGAAAUCCGUGAAGAACGAAAAAUCGGGUGAUACUAAGGAUAGUUUUUAAUGAAGGCUCAUUCCCGUUCGUGGUA